UUCAAUGUGAUGUGGGCUGGGGAUAGCCGGCUGUUGUGCCAUCAGCUUUAGGCCGCGCAAAGUUAGAGGUCGAAGCGGGCCGUGAAUUUUCCGGAACGACUUGCUGCCGUCUGAACGGACACUCCGUUUCUAUCGUGUUUACUGACUCGUUGCCGGUUACAAUAAUCGACAGGAAUAUGGCGGUAGCGGGCCUGAGAGCGAGUUAUCACCGAAUGUUGGACAAAAUCGGGUUAAUGCUUCCUCCUAAGAUGAAGCCGUUUUAUGAUCACCCAGCAGGUCCUCGCACAGUGUUUUUCUGGGCACCAAUUAUGAAAUGGAGUUUAGUCACUGCAGGAUUAGCUGACUUGGCCAGGCCUCCAAACAAACUUAGUCCAGCUCAGUCAGGGGUCCUUUGUGCUACAGGUUUGAUUUGGUCCAGAUAUUCCCUUGUGAUUAUUCCGAAGAAUUGGAGUUUGUUUGCUGUAAAUUUCUUUUUGGGCUGUGCGGGUACUAUACAGCUAAUCCGCAUUGCAAAGUACAACUACAGUUUAAAGUCUGAGGACAAACAUCCUGAGUAAACUCCAGUAACCUACGAAAUGCCAAGGAAACAUCUUGUCUUUAUUUUCAAUGUGCCUUGUAAAUGACUCAAGGUGACCGAUAAUAUAUUAACUGGCCUCAAAGGUUUUAUAGUGGAGACUGUUACAUAUGUUUGUAAAUAUGUUCUUCCUCUCCCAAUAAAUUUUACAGUGAUACAUA
Chiloscyllium plagiosum (whitespotted bambooshark) is the source of this 735-nucleotide messenger RNA. It is a transcript of the gene mpc2b, whose product is annotated as mitochondrial pyruvate carrier 2b. The record is from RefSeq and is a predicted model, not a curated record. NCBI's taxonomy places the organism in Eukaryota, Metazoa, Chordata, Chondrichthyes, Orectolobiformes, Hemiscylliidae. Gene Ontology annotation, biological process: pyruvate import into mitochondria. Gene Ontology annotation, cellular component: mitochondrial inner membrane.